CAGGUCCCGGAUUCACAGUUGUCUAGAAUCUGUACAGCGCGAGUUCUGUAUAAGAGUUUAAACACACUCUAACAAGCCUCGUCACCACGCACAGGCAACACUACAGAGGCUACGUAAGGUUUUAGCGUGACGCACGAUGCGUACGUCCAAUCAGCAGCGUCGCCUGCAUUCCCAGGAAAGGCGCAGAUGAUAUGGCAGCUUUGUGAGCGACCAGGUGGAACUUGCUUUUGUUAACACGGCAACUGGGAAAAAAACAUGGCAUCGUUUUAACGCAAAAACAGCGACGGGGAAGCGGUGUCUACGAUGAUCUAUUUAAUAUUGAUUUCGGCACUUACAGGGGCACUCAUAACGCUUCUGUUACAGUUCCUUUUACUGUACAGGAGGAGCCCUGAGCCAGUGGCCAGGACAGUGCAAUAUGUCAAAGCAGAGCGGGAGCCAGCACUGAAGGAUUAUUUUAAUAACAAACCUGCCGAAUCAGGGCACCAUCAACAUGAUAAUACGGUAACCGCGAAACAGCAAGACAGCACCUCUUCCAGACAACAAGACGGUGCUUCUAGUACAAUCAGCAGUAGCAGUAGUCCCAAACCGCAGCAGCAGCAGCCGUCACAGCCACAAACCGAUUUUCUGCACUCCUCUUCCAAAUCAGAGACCUGCAAUUUCCUUAAUGCAAUCUUUUUGUUUUUGUUCCGAGAGCUGCGGGACACCCAUUUGGUCAGACACUGGGUGACAAAAAAGAUCAAGGUGGAAUUUGAAGAGCUGCUGCAGACCAAGACAGCGGGGAGACUGCUGGAGGGGCUCAGUCUACGGGACUUCUCUUUAGGCAAUUCUCUGCCCGUGUUCAAGACUGCAAAACUUAUCCGACCCGUGUCGUGCGACGAGGAUGGCAUGCCCGAGGAGCUCAAUUUUGAGGUGGACCUGGAGUAUAACGGGGGGUUCCACCUGGCUAUUGACGUGGAAAUGGUGUUCGGUAAAUCAGCGUAUUUGUUCGUCAAGAUGACCCGUGUAGUCGGGCGGCUGAGACUGCAGUUCACGCGCCUGCCCUUUUCUCACUGGUCCUUUUCCUUCCUGGAGGACCCCCUCAUCGACUUCGAGGUGAGGUCGCAGUUCGAAGGCAGACCUCUGCCCCAACUUACCUCCAUCAUCGUAAACCAGCUGAAAAGAGUUAUCAAGAGGAAACACACAUUGCCAAAUUACAAAAUCAGAUACAAGCCGUUUUUUCCAUUUCAAGUUCAGCCGACGUCGUUGGAGGCAGUGGAUGUGGACCUGUCCAUACAAGACACAGGGCUUGUGGAGGGACGGCUGAAAGUCAGUGUGGUUGAAUGUAGCAGGUUGUUUAUCCUGGGAUCCUACGAUCGGGAGACCUAUGUGCAUUGCACCGUGGAGCUGAGCAGCAGCGUGUGGAAAGAAAAACCCAGAAGUUCAAUCAAGACGGCUGAAAUCAUCAAAGGAAACUCCCAAAGUGUUGGCUUGACGUUCAGGCAGGCACCAACCAUUGAAGGGGAUGCUGUGCAUGUCAGCAUUGAGACUGUAGUCCCCAACUCCCCUGCUGCCCUGGCCGACCUUCAGAAAGGAGAUAGACUCAUUGCCAUUGGAGGAGUAAAGGUGACCUCUUCAGUUCAAGUCCCGAAGCUCAUUAAGCAGGCUGGGGAUAAGGUGUUGGUGUAUUACGAGAGGCCAGUGCGUCAUCAGCUCCAGCCAGUGGGGGUGCUGCAGGAAGGGUUCACUCAGCUGGAAGAGCCAGCCUACCUGACGCAGCCCGUGUACGAGGAGGACUCUGCCAGCAUCAACACCUUAGACAGCAGCGACGGCAAAGAUUUGGACCCCGAGUUGGAAGAGCAGGUGUGUGAGGCGAAGCCACCAAACAGUGAUAUCAAGGAAGAGUCUAUGCUGACCAUAAACCAAAGCCCCAAAAGGACAGUGUCCAACCUUGCUUCUAAACCCCUAGGAACCAUAUCCCCCAUCCUUAACCGCAAAGUGAACCUGGGAGGUCUUCAGGCACCACUGAAGCCACAGCCAAAGGAUGGGACUAAACCUCCCCUCCCAAAAAACACAGAGCCCCCAGAAUCAACUCAACAGCAAGGCAAGCCUUCGAAUGCCCCUCCGAACAGACCCCCUGUGCCCCCAAGACCUCACAUUAAGCUGACCCUGGCUUCCUCAGAAACACAGUGCCUACUGGAUUCGGGAGACGCCCCCAUUGAAAAGCCGGAAAGACCGCCUCCACCUUCGAACAACGGGGAGAAAGCAGCUGAGAAGUCACCUGUGAAACCCAUGGAACAAAACGAAGAGCUGGAACCCUCAAAUUCAAGCAAAGCGGACUCUAAAGACAAGAUUUCUGAAAGUUCCUGCAGCACUAAGGAUAGUGUGGAGGAACAAGCGUGGGAGUCCACGGAAGCCGUUUACCGCAACCGCAUUGCCAGAUGGAAAAAAGCCUCAUUCGUGUUUGAGACAGAGAGUCACCACAAGUACCUUAAUAUAGCACUUUGGUGUAAGGACCCUUUUAAACUUGGUAGUCUCAUCUGCCUCGGAUAUGUAAGUUUGAAACUUGAACACAUCGCCUUGGAAUGUCUGUCCACAUCCUCUAUGGAAUAUCAAACCACUUUCAGGUUAAACACACCAGAACCAAAAGCUAGUGUCAGCAGAACUGCUCUGAGAAAUCUAAGCACUCAUAAGGGAUUUAAUGAAAAACUGUGUUACGGGGAUGUUGCUGUAAACUUCACCUAUUUGAAAGAGGGGGAAUCUGAGCACUCUAGCAGUUUGAUAGAAAGGGAAAGAGAAUGCAGCGUACAGGAAGAUGUGUCGCUGUUUCCCAAAGAAGAAGCAAACCUCCCACCAAUGCUGAUUACAGAAGUCAAGCAUAAUUUCCAAGACACACAGUUUCAAAACCCAACUUGGUGUGAGUACUGCAAGAAGAAAGUUUGGACCAAAGCAGCAUCACAAUGCAUGAUCUGUGCCUAUGUGUGCCAUAAGAAAUGCCAGGAAAAAUGCCUAGCGGAGCACCCUUACUGCAUGGCAGGUGACAAGAGGGUGGACUUGGAAGCAAAGUCAACCCUGAACAAGGCCACCACUGGGUUAACCAGACAUAUCAUCAACACUAGCUCCCGCUUGUUAAACCUAAGACAGAUACCCAAGUCUCGCCUUGCAGAGCAGGGACCUGAGACAGUUGAACCCUCUCCGAAACACACACCCAACACAUCUGAUAAUGAAAGCAGCGACACGGAGACGUAUGUUGCUGGCAGUCCAUCCAAACGUCCAGCUCCUGCAAGUACAAAACUAGUCAGGAAAGAAGGAGGCUUGGAUGACAGUGUGUUCAUUGCUGUGAAAGAAAUCGGCCGAGAUCUUUACCGGGGGUUGCCGACAGAUGAGAGAUCCCAGAAGCUGGAACUGAUGUUGGACAAGUUGCAACAAGAGAUCGACCAGGAGCUGGAACACAACAAUUCCCUUGUCCGAGAAGAAAAGGAGACCACUGACGCCAGGAAGAAGUCUUUGAUUGCUGCAGCCCUGUCCAAAUCCGGAGAAAGACUACAAGCCCUAACCCUUCUCAUGAUCCAUUACCGAGCGGGCAUCGAAGAUCUGGAGUCGAUUGAAAGCACAUCCCCUUCGGAGCAGCACGGCAGGAAAGCCAGGGGCACGGAAGAUUCCGUCUCAAACCCGGAAGCAUUUGACAAUGAGAUUGCCAAUCCGAUGGAAGCUCAGAUACUAGAUGAGAUAUCGGAAGAGCAGAUCUGUGUCGAAGCGCUGCCAUGAAGCUGGAGUUGAAGGCCUGUAACUUACAAAACUCUUUUUGUCAUGUUUUGUUUUUGUUUAAGCUACAUAUACAGGUGUACAUUUUUCAAAAAGCAGUAAGACUGCAGAAUGCUUCCCUUUUGAUGGUUUGCUAAGUAUUUAGCUUUCUAAAGAAAGGGCUUGCAUGAAUGGUAAUGGCAUGUACUGUACUGGAAUUGCUUUGUAAGUUACACGGCCCCAAAAAGUUUAUCACUUCAAAUGUACCGUUUGUUCUAUUUGUUUAAGCAGUGUAUUUUUAAUUCUUUGUAACCUCUGUAAAUCUGUGUCUGUGAGCUUUUUUAUUGCAGAGCUUUUGAUCGUUAUUCUGUCCUGUAAAAGGGAUUAUAUAAAUGACAUUUUAGUUUGUUACUGGUAGGGUUGAUAUUCACUAAAGCUUGAGGCCAUUGCAUGUGCAACAUUAGUGGACUAAAACAACAGUCAUUUUGGGACCAGGGUUGAAAAUGUCAAAGUAGUUUCUUUGUUUUAACUUAGUUUUAUUUCCUUUUUUGUUGAUGUUGUUUCCUUUUGCCACAAAGUGUAUCACAAAGGCAAAAACACUGGCUUAAACUGUGUCCGUUACAAUUAUUGAGUAAACCUAUAUGUAUAUCUUGUUGCUUCUUGCUUUAGUAACUUUAUUUGUACGUACAAGAGGAUUUUUGUAAAAUACUGGGGUAGAAUGUAGUACAAAAAUGCCAGACAAUGUUCAUUUUCAUUACCAAAACAAAUUGGGCAAAGGGUUAGGGUUAUGCUUGGGUAUAAAAAAAAAUCUAAUUGGUGCCGUUUACAAACGUGCCUAAUUCUAUAGCUGAGCAAAUUAAUAUCUGCUUCCCAAUAGUCUAAUGCACUUGGUGUUAAUAGCUAAAUGUAGUUUUCUGUUACAUUCUGCAGUCCAGACUUGCAUCAUCGAUAAUCAAAUACCAGUCUUGAGUACAACGCCUGUGUGUGCUACAAAUGUGUAUGCACUGUUAAUGUCUGCUUCUAUAUUGCUGCUGUAAUUCUAGCAUUUGGCAAAGCAAUUUGGUAGCAUUUAGGAUUCAUCGCUAAAAGUAUAAAUGUGGUAAAACGAUUAAAGUGAAAGUGCAAUUGUACUACCAAUUACCUUGAAAGGGACACAAUUAUUUAAAGGGAAUGAUUCUUAUUCUUGCCUACCAAGAGAAACACAUUGUAUUUGUGCUGUAGGAAUGUCUGCAGCUGUAUUUUACCACCACAAUACAAAAAUGAGCCCCACUCCACAAAAAAAAAUGAGUACACCCCAUUGAAGUAAACACGAGCACAGACGAAACGCAAGUAAGAACAAGGGGAUCAUAGGUGUAGAUUUUUUCAUGUCGGUCUCCAAGGAUUAAGAGAGAAUCUGUCACCAGUUGGUCUGAAUACUUAGACCAACCCGGCAAGCAUUAACGGAGUGGAAUCCAAGUUUUGUGCAAUACAUUAGGUGCGAUAACCUGUAGAUAUAUGGCUGCUAAUUUACUAUUACUAACUGUUAUAUAUUCGAAUUGUGUGCAAUAUUUUUGUAUGUAAGAGGUUAAAGCAGCUUGAAAGAAAGAAUGUCUGUUCUUAUCAAGUAAUAUUACUGGUAAUUAGUUUGCUUAACUGGGUGUAUUGGAGCUGUAUUGAAAGUGUGUAAGAAAGGAUACAAUGCAGGGAUAGGGUCAGUUCUUUUUUUCAGUUCCAAUUCCAUUUGAAAAUCAAUUUCCAAUUCCAUUUCUCUUUUAAUCAAUUUCAAUUUCGCGGAAUUGGAAUUGAUUCUAAAUGAGAAUUGAAAAAAGGGAAUUGACCCAACUGUAAAACAAUAGAAGGGAUUCUGCUGCAAAUAUUUCAGUGAUCCUUGAACCUAACAGAUGUACCCUGCACUGUUUCUAUUGAUUUAUAAAUGGAUAUGUUACUUUGCCUGGCAUUGCUACCUUCAGUUUAGCAUUUUACAAGAUGUUAUACAAAUUAAUACAAAUCAUGUAAUCAUGCUUUACUGUAAAUAGCUGAAAUAAACAUUACUCACCUGAAAUUGACUCAUUGAA
Messenger RNA from Acipenser ruthenus (sterlet), 5774 nucleotides. RefSeq names its product PDZ domain containing 8 (gene pdzd8). Gene Ontology annotation, molecular function: lipid binding; protein binding. Gene Ontology annotation, cellular component: mitochondria-associated endoplasmic reticulum membrane contact site. Gene Ontology annotation, biological process: mitochondrial calcium ion homeostasis. The coding region runs from base 304 to 3744 and encodes 1146 amino acids. Lineage: Eukaryota; Metazoa; Chordata; Actinopteri; Acipenseriformes; Acipenseridae. The record is from RefSeq and is a predicted model, not a curated record. The transcript has 5 exons.